UUCAGACUUGAAAUCGCCAUGUUGGAUUGUAGAGAAUAUUUCACUAGAAUGGAAAACGGUGUAUGAAAAUGGACCCAAAUCGCAGUGGACAAGACGUCUUACGAUGUCAUCUGUGUGAGACACCUAUUCCUUCUAUGUACUGUGAUAUUUGUAACAUACAGCUCUGUAAAGCAUGUGUUGGGGAACAUGUAUCGGAUGAUUUCCAAAAACACUCAGUGGUGCUAUUCAAAAAGCGCGGAUCUACUCCAAAAUGCCCAAAGCAUGCCUCAAAAAUAUGUGAACUUCACUGUGCAGAGUGUAAUAAUUCAAUAUGUGCGAUUUGUGUUUCCUCUGGUGAACAUGAACAGCACAAAAAAGUUGACAUGUUAGAAUAUUUUGAAAAUAAAAAAGGAGAAAGUCAAAUCGAUCUUGAAGAACUGGAGGAAGCAAUUUUUUCUCAAUAUCAAAAGAUUGCAAGCAACAUUCUAAGUCAAAAAUCUGAUCUUCUGAAAAACUCUCAAAAGUUAAAAGCAACAAUUGACAAAAAUGGAGAAGAAUGGCAUAAAGCAAUCGAUAACCUUAUUAAGAAUUUAAAAAUCAUCAUCGAUGAAAUGGACUCCAGGCACAAUGCUGUUCUAAAUAAACAAGAAUCAGAUACUGAACGAAGAAUUUCAGAAAUCAAGCAGGUCAUAUAUGAACAGAAAAAACUUAUGGAGUCGUACGAUGUUGGCCUUGUAUUUGCAUACAAAUCCAAGAAUAAUGAAUUCAGAGAAUUGCCUCCAAAAAUAACAGUUUCCUUACCAACAUUUACACCACAUCAGAUCAACACGGAAAAGAUGUAUGAACAGUUUGGGUUUCUAACAGCAUUAUCAAUAAAAGAUGACGAAAAUGGCUGUACUACUCCUGUAGAUGAUGCCAUACCUCCAUCUGCUAGACCAUUGAUUGAUAAAGCAAAGAUUCUUACAGCAGUAACCACUGAUUAUGUUGUCCAUGAUUCGUUUGUGAGCGUUUGUUGUCUUCGCGAUGAUGAAGUUUGGACAAGUAGCCAUAACAACAUUUUAAAACUGUACAAUCUAAAUGGAAAAUUAUUAAAGUCAAUCAAAACAAGACCGUGGUUCAUUCCAUGUGGUAUAGCGUUGACAGGUUGCAGUAAUGUUGUUUUUGGCGAUUCCUUUAAUGGAUCGUUGAACAUUGUGAAGGACACACAAAUAUGGGAAGUAAUAAGACUACAGGGAUGGACACCACAUGGUGUCUGUAGUACGUCCUCUGAUGACUUACUCGUUAUCAUGGUCACUAAUGAUCGACAAGAAAAAGUCGUGCGUUACUCUGGAUUCGCUGAAAAACAAAGCAUUCAGUUUGAUGACAAAAAUCAACCGCUCUAUUCAGGAAGCAGAAUCAAUUAUUUCCCUAAAUGUAUCACUGAGAACAGGAACUUGGAUAUUUGUGUAGCUGAUUGUGAAGCCGGUGCAGUAGUGGUGGUCAACCAAGCCGGUAAACUCCGAUUCCGUUACACUGGUCCCAAAUCUUAUGUUUUGGACGUUUUUCGACCAUUUGGAAUCACUUCUGACAGCCAAAGUCGGAUCCUGAUAUCUGAUUACUAUAACCACAAUAUUCACGUCGUUGACAAGGACGGACACUUCCUUCGCUACAUAAACAACUGCGAAUUGAGGAGUCCAAGGGGUUUAUGUGUAGACAGCAACGAUAAUCUCAUUGUAGUGGAAUAUGAUACAGGAAAAAUCAAGAAAAUCAAUUAUAACGAUUAAAACGGAUUGAUUUUGUCCAUUACGUUUGUGUAAAAUGAAUGUGUUGUUUAAAACAAUAAAUCAA
Messenger RNA from Magallana angulata, 1806 nucleotides. RefSeq lists its product as uncharacterized. Gene Ontology annotation, molecular function: zinc ion binding; protein binding. The transcript is spliced from 2 exons. The record is from RefSeq and is a predicted model, not a curated record. Bases 63 to 1742 code for a protein of 559 amino acids. NCBI's taxonomy places the organism in Eukaryota, Metazoa, Mollusca, Bivalvia, Ostreida, Ostreidae.